Molecule: messenger RNA, 6070 nt
Organism: Elaeis guineensis (African oil palm)
Lineage: Eukaryota; Viridiplantae; Streptophyta; Magnoliopsida; Arecales; Arecaceae
Product: nuclear pore complex protein NUP214
Biological process (GO): RNA export from nucleus
Molecular function (GO): structural constituent of nuclear pore
Source: RefSeq, a predicted model, not a curated record
UCACGCCCGCCACGCCGUUCUGGGGUUUGGGGCGCUUUUCGCUCUCUUCCCGCCCCAUACUUCUUUCUCGAUGGAGCCCUUCUGACCGUCGGCAACUCCCGUCCUUUAGCUUCAUCGUUACUUUCUUCUAAACUUUCCAGCCGCUUCCUCCUCUCUCUUCCUGGCGAUCAAGCGGUAGGGUCUUGGAUUUCUCCAUGGCGGAAGAGCCCGAGGACCGUCUCAUUCGCCUUGAAGAAGAGAUCGAAGGCCCCCGUGGCGGCACCAAGGACUUCUACUUCUGCAUCAUUGGCGAAUCCGUCCCUCUGAAGCCCUUGGAUUCCAGCUUCGAUCUCCAGAACCCUCCGUCGCGGCCCCUGGCGGUCUCCGAGCGGUUUGGCGUGCUCUUCCUCGCCCACUCCGAAGGGUUUUUUGUUGCCAAGACUCAGGACGUCAUUGGGUUAGCAAAGGAGAUCGAGGAGAAGGGGAAGGGUCCUUGUGUUCAGAAUUCGAGUGUCGUGGAUGUGCAGAUUGGUAGGGUUUCGAUUCUUACACUUUCAGGGGAUUCUUCAACUCUCGCUGCUACUGUCGGGGGAGAGAUUCACUUGUUUUCUGUUCCAUCACUUCUUGAAAAGGAACAAGAUCCAUCAUUUUCAUGUUCUAUCAAGAAAUCUGGGAUUGUUAAAGACUUGAAGUGGCAAAAAAAUGCUGAGGAAUCUUUUGUUGUCCUUUCAAGCCAUGGCUCCCUAUACCAUGGACAUCUCAAGGACCAACUGAAGGACGUAAUGAACAAUGUUGAUGCUGUUGACUGGAGCGUGGAAGGUGAUUUCAUUGCUAUUGCAAGGAAGAAUACUUUGAGCAUCUUGUCAUCCAAUUUCGAGGAACAACUUAGCAUGUUGCUCUUGUUCCAGCCAUGGACCAGUGAUGCUGAUUCAGAAUGCACCAUAAAAGUGGAUUCCAUUGAGUGGGUGCGUGAUGAUAGUAUCAUUAUUGGCUGCUUUCGAGUUAAUGAAGAUGAUAUUGAAGAGGAUUACCUAGUUCAAGUGAUCACAAGCAAGGAGUGUAAAUUUACUGAGAAAGCAUCCAAGCCAGUAGUCUUCUCCUUCCCUGAUCUAUUUGAAGCUUUUGUGGAUGAUAUAUUGCCCACUGGAUCUGGGCCUUAUUUGCUUUCAAGUUAUUUGGAUCACUGGGGGUUUGUUCUUGUUGCCAACAAAAAGAAUGUUGAUGACCAUGUUCGGUUAUUGAAGUGGUCAGAAGAUGACAACACAAGGGAAGUGGUAUUCCUUGAAUUUCGAAAUGAUAAGUAUACUCCUAGGAUUCUUCUACAAGAAAAUGGCAAUGACAAUUUGCUAUUGGGGUUUGGUGUUGACAAAGUUUCUGUGUAUGAGAAAGUUAACAUACAAGUUGAAUUGCAAACUAUAGAACUGUCUCCACGCUGUAUUGUUCUGUGUCUUACUUGUGAAGGAAAGCUUAUAAUGUACCAUGUUGCAAGAAUUUCAGAACCUUCAGAUCUGCCUCAAUCCUCACUCCUUCCUACCAAUGACUAUAAUGCUGAGAAAGAGAGACUUUCUACCAAUGCUUUAUUAGAAAAUGAGUUACCCGCUACCACUUCAAGACCAAAGGAUGAUAUAGAUGGUUUAGUUUCUAAUGAUAAGUUGAAACAAAUAACUGCUGAAGCAUCUAUUUUAGAUACAGGUAAAGAAUUGACAAGUAUUGGAAACAAAGACAUAUGUGAAAUCAGGAGGAGAGACAGUAUGCCCCCUGGCAGGAAAGAGCAAAGUGGUGGUGGUUCACUCUUUGGGUUUGGCGCUGGACAACUAAAUUUUAAUCAACUGCCAGUGGAGUCACCUCAAGUCCAAGGACCUGGUUUGGCCGUAAGAGAUGAUGCCAAACCUGGCAUGCAGGAACUUCAUUUGUCUUUGACUGGAAAGGGUGCAAGUACUACUUCCAUGGUAGAUAGUAUAUCAAGUGAAGCAAUGGCUAGCAGGCAAGCUAGUGCUAGAAGUGUUGUGAAAAGCAGUGAGGCAGGUGAGGGGCCUUUCAGCUUUAAUAAAACGGAGGGGGUUUCAUAUGGAUCGCCAGCCAUUAGGAAGUCCGUUGCUGCUGAUGGUUUUAGUGCAAAAUCAUCGGCAUUAGUUUCUGGGGGAUCAGUUCCUAGUAAUCCCCAAGACAAGGCUGAGGUUGGAUUAAGAAAUAAAUCAUUGUCCUUUUCUUCAAACAACAGGCUUUCAGCUGAUCUUCCUUCUGGUGCUAAUUUGAAGGGCUCCAGUAGGGCAUCAUCAUCUUUGAUGUUCUCAUAUACAGCUGCUCAGAACGAAGGUGUUGCAGCCCCAUGGACUAAGACAGGAAAUGCUGAAACUGUGCCUACUGUUCGUAGCUCUGUUGUUAUGGAACAAGAAAGUUCUACGGUAGAUAAGCCAGUGUAUUCCAGGGUGCAACCUUCGCUUGACAAUGUCAGAACUUCCAAGUCUCCUCAGAUGUUGGACCCUGAGCCAGCGCUGUCAAAGGAGUUCUAUAAUGUGAAAGAUAUGACUAAGGAGCUUGACACUCUCUUAUCAUUCAUAGAACGAGAAGGUGGGUUCAGGGAUGCUUGCACUGUUUUCCAGCAAAGCUCACUUUUGGCAUUGGAGGAGGGUCUACAAAAUCUUUCAGCAUUAUCCUGCAUAUGCAGGAACAAAGUAGAGCAACAGCUCAUGGAGAUUCAGGAGCUUCGGAAUAAGAUGUUGCAGGUUUCGGCUCGGCAACUCUACAUGGAAGGCAUUGUUAGACAAGCUUCUAAUGGCCAAUAUUGGGGUAUAUGGAACCGGCAGAAGUUAAGCCCUGAAUUUGAACUGAAGCGGCAGCAAAUUUUAAAUGCAAACCAGAAUUUGACAAAGCAGCUUAUAGAACUAGAGAGGCAUUUCAAUUCAGUUGAAAUAAACAGAUUUGGUGAAAGUGGCAGAGUUCCUCCAGGUCGGAGAGCUUUUCACAAUAGCAUCGGGUCAUCAAGGCAUAUCCAAUCCUUGCACAGUGUAUACAAUACUUUGAAUUCACAAUUAGCAGCAGCAGAGCAACUAUCUCAAUGCCUCUCAAAACAGAUGGCUAUGCUUAAUAUAAACUCACCCUCUGUAAAGCGAGCGAGUGUAACGACAGAAUUAUUUGAAUCAAUUGGUCUUGCUUAUGAAGCUGAUGCUUUCCAGUCUCCCGAUACGAGAAGGAUUGGCCUUGCUUCAGAUUCUGGGAAGAGAAUUUCACCAUUAACAGUUACUUCAAGCAAUGAACAUCCUAGGAGAAGCACAUUGAGUGCUCUGAAGGGUUCUGAACCAGAAACUACAAGGCGGAGGAGAGACUCGUUGGAUAAAAAUUGGGCUAGUUUUGAGCCUCAAAAGACCACUGUCAAAAGAAUGCCACAACAAGAACGUUUAAGAGUCAAUGCAGACAACCCUUUCAGGAAAACCAAGAAAGAAUUUGAUUCUCAAAUGGAAGCACUUGCUAUCAUCCAGCAAAAAAGUAAUGGAAGUCCUGUAUCUUCUUCCUCAAUGUCAUCUACAGGCAAGUUUCAGUCCCAUGCAUACGCUCAAGGAAAUCAAGAAAAGCCACUAAAUCAAGCCUUCGAAUCUCAGUCAGGUUCUCUGUUCAAAUGGGCUAAGGAAUUGUCAGGGUCAUCCCAAACCCUGGUAUCAAAGUCUCAUUCAAAUCAGGAGAUGCAGAGAAGUACUCAACCAUCAACAUUGAUGGCCCCAUCACCACCACUGUUCAGCAAUGCCCAGAGUAAUGCAAAGUUUGAUUCACCUAACUGGGCAAGCAUUGGAGUGGCUCGGUUGGGGAGCCAGUCAUCUAGGACCGCCAACUCUGUCUCAAUCCCCAAAACAGUGUCUAAUUUUCAUCUAGGAACAUCUAUUCCUAUGUCAACUUCUUCGAUAUUCUCCAGCAGCAUAUCGCCUAUGAAGGCCACUUUAACAGUGGAGGCAAAUGAUCAAGCAAGCAAGAAUCUGAGCACCGGAGAGGACAAUCUGGCCAAGACAUUGCCAGGAAACAUGAAACAGGAGGCUUUCUCUCCACAAGGGUUGUCUGCAUCCUCAAAAGAAAGUAAUAUAUCAUCUCUUUCUUCUCUAUCUGCCAUCCAGUUUCCUGAUGCAAGCCAAAGUACUGCUCAAAUUGAGAAGAUAACGAGCAGAAUCCAGUCAACUGAAGCUGCUUCCACCAUUGCACCUCGGUCAAGAGCAUCAGUUUCAACUUCUUCCUUACCUUUUCCAUUUUCUGCUGCUCACACCUUGUCAAGUGUUUCUACAUCAACUGCACCAUCCUUAGCACCCACCAUAUUGUCAGCUGCUCCUUUCGGAGGAUCAUCAUUUAAAACUAAUUCCAUAGCAGAAACUAAUCAAGCAACUUCAGUAUCAGCCUCAACAUCGGUUGCUUCUAGUCAGUCUUCUCUUUCUUCCAAUCACUCUCAGAAAUUACUGUUUUCACCGCCUCAUACAUCACCUGCAGAUAGGGAACGCUCUGCCCCUUCACUUCCUAAUGAGGCAAACUCUCUAUCUGAACAAACUCCAUCACAGGAACCUGUAAUCGAGGUUUCAUCACACAUGAGCAGUGUUAGUUCUAAACUUGAAUUAGCUACAUCACAGACAAUUGCAAGCAAUGCUUCAGUUGGAUUGGCUUUUGAUAAGAAACCCAGUUUGGUUCCAGCAACCAGUGGAAGUGUGUUCCCUGCUUUAUCUAACACCCCACCUAAGACACAAGCUGACAUUGCACCUCCUGUGAGCAUCACGGCCACAGAAACCAAUGGAGACUACUUGGAUACUGUAUCUCAAGAAGAUGAAAUGGAAGAGGAGGCUCCAGUCACAAGUAAUGUGCUCAAUUUUGGAGCUCUUGGUGGGUUUGGGCUUGGAUCAACGCCACCUCCAAGUGCACCUAAAACCAACCCUUUUGGUGGUGCAAUUGUUGCAGCCAACACAAGCAUUGCAAGCCCUUCAUUUACUUUGACAGCAACUCCAGGGGAACUCUUCCGCCCCCCAUCUUUAAAUCUCCCAUCUGCCCAAUCAGUACAACCACCACAAUCAAUGAGUUCGGUUGCAUUUUCUGGAGGUGGUUCUAGUGGAUUCAGUGGUUUUGGACACCCAGCACAAAUUGGAGCUGGACAGCAGGCACUCGGAUCAGUUCUGGGUGCUUUUGGACAAUCACGACAGCUUGGUGCUGGCGGACAGGGUUUUGGUUUUGCUUCCGCAGGUGCUUUUAAUGGUGGAGGAUUUUCCACAGCUGCUACAGGAGGGGGUUUUGCUUCGCUUGCUUCUAAGAGUGGAGGGUUUGCUAGUGCCCCUACGGGAGGUGGUUUUGCUGCUGUUGCCCCAACAGGUGGUGGCUUUGCUGGUGCUGCUACAGGGGGGGGCUUUGCUGGUGCUGCUACAGGAGGGGGCUUUGCUGCUCUUGCUUCCAGCGGUGGUGGCUUUUCUGGUGCUGGUGCAGGAGGCUUUGCUGCUGUUGCCCCUGCUAGUGGUGGCUUUGCUGGUGCUGCUUCUACAGGAGGUGGCUUUGGAGGUGGUGGUUUGCCAGGAGGUGGUUUUGGGGGCUUUAGCAGCAACCAGGGAGGUGGUUUCUCUGCAUUUAGUGGAAACAGUGCUGCUGGAAGAGCCCCUGCAGAUAUUUUGACACAGAUGAGGAAAUAGUGGAAUCACACUUAGCUGGAAAAUUGUGUACAUGAAAAUAGGAUGUUUCAUAUUAUUAAUGGGCUUCCAUCUUGAUACACCACCUACUGUUCCUUGUUCGAAUCAAUAUCCUCUACAAGAAAAGCUAAAUGAUGCUCUUUUUUUUCCUCCAAAAAAAAAAAGUUUUAACUCUAUGAUUAUUGGAGGUAGUCCUUCUUCCUCAGUUUUAUCAAAGAAAGGAGCUUGAUGUCACGGAAGAAAAUUGAUGUGAAACUGUGGUAGAAAGCAAUAUUGUGUAAAUUUCAUAUAUUUUGGUCAUUUUCUCGGAAUCAUUUUAUUCGUCUGCUUCUUAGACCUUAACUAGUGUGUUUAUUUGUUACAUUGAGCUUCUUUUUUCGUAUGAUGGAUUGUAAUAUAAAUCAAAUGAAAUAUUAAGUUUGUUUUAUUUUUCACCUAAUGACUGACGGAGC